Vidua chalybeata is the source of this 3068-nucleotide messenger RNA. It is a transcript of the gene INSM2, whose product is annotated as INSM transcriptional repressor 2. Lineage: Eukaryota; Metazoa; Chordata; Aves; Passeriformes; Viduidae. Gene Ontology annotation, molecular function: DNA-binding transcription repressor activity, RNA polymerase II-specific; RNA polymerase II cis-regulatory region sequence-specific DNA binding. Bases 1 to 1404 code for a protein of 467 amino acids. The record is from RefSeq and is a predicted model, not a curated record. The transcript has a single exon. Gene Ontology annotation, biological process: neuron differentiation; negative regulation of transcription by RNA polymerase II; regulation of cell cycle process. Gene Ontology annotation, cellular component: nucleus; transcription repressor complex.
AUGCCGCGCGGCUUCCUCGUCAAGCGCAGCCGGAGACCCGGCGGCUCCUACCGGGCACGCCCGCGGGAGCGGGACCCUGACCGGGACCCUCCGCCCACCCCGCCGCCGCCCCCGCCGCCCGCCGGCGGGGACAGCCCCGCCGCUAGACAGGGAGCGGAGGAGGAGAAGAGCGAGAAGGAGGACGGAGCCGUCGCCGCUUGCCCCGCGACGUGGCCCCCCGGCGGCGGCUGCGGCGGCCCCGGGCUCACCCCGCCGGAGGCUCCCGCCGCCUGGGGGGCGACGGGGCCGUGCAGCGCGGCGGGGCCGCGGGCGGCUCUCUUCGAGCGGUGCCUCAGCUCCCCCGCCUCCGCCGAGUCCUUCCCCCUGGCCGCCUCCUUCCCGCCCGCCGAGAAGCUGCUGCUGCAGCCGCGCACGCCGCUGCCCGCCCCGCCGCUGCCGUCGGUGCCCGCGCUGAAGCGGCCGUCUCGGGCCAAGGCGCCGGCCAAGAAGGGCAAGGCCACGCGGAAGCUGAGCUUCGCCGAUGAGGUGACCACCUCGCCCGUGCUGGGGCUGCGCAUCAAAGAGGAGGGGCCCGAGGGCCGGCCGGGGCCGCCGGCGGGGCGCACACCGCUGGGCGAAUUCAUCUGCCAGCUGUGCAAAGAGCAGUACGCGGACCCGCUGGCGCUGGCCCAGCACCGCUGCUCCCGCAUCGUGCGCGUCGAAUACCGCUGCCCCGAGUGCCACAAGAUCUUCAGUUGUCCCGCCAACCUGGCCUCGCAUCGCCGCUGGCACAAGCCACGUCCCGGCCCCAGCGCCGAAGGCGCCGUCUCCGCCCCGCCGGGCAAGGAGAACAGCCCCGAGCGGCGGCCCCGCGGCCCCGCCGCGCCCCAGCCACCGCCGGGGACCCGUCAGCACCGCGGCGGCGCGGACAGCGCCGGCGGCGCCCCGGCCGCCCCCGGCUCCAGCCCCGGCCCAGCUCACGGCGGCGCUCCCGGUCCGGGCGGCGGCCCCGGCGGGGAGGCGUUCGCCUGCCCCUGCUGCCAAAAGCGGUUCCGGCGGCAGGCUUACCUCCGCAAGCACCUGGGCACCCACGGGGCAGCGCGGCCUGCCGCCUUCGGCCCGCCGGAGCGCGGGCCCCUCACCUUCGCCUGCCACCUCUGCGGCGCCCGCUUCCCCUCGGCGGACAUCAGGGACAAGCACCGGCUGUGGCACGCCGUGCGGGAGGAGCUGCUGCUGCCGCCGCCGCCGCCCGCCGGGGUCCCCGAGAGCGGCGCGGCGGGCGGCGAGCGGCAGGGCUUCCCCUGCAAACACUGCCCCGCCACCUUCUUCAGCGCGCCCGGGCUGGCGCGGCACGCCAGCAAGUGCCACCCGCCGGAGAGCAGGCAGGUCCUGCUGCUCCAGGUGCCCGUCCGGCCGGGCUGCUAGGCCCGCGGCCGCCUCGGUGGGACUGCUCCGAGAGCCCGGGCUAGCCGAGCGAGCCCUGGCCACGCUGUAAUUCCUAUGGAAAGUCGCGGCUCUCACGGCUACGACGUCGGAGGAGCCGCCCGCUGUCUCCCGGCCGGUGGGUAGCGACGCGCGCCCGCGCCGGCACGGCGGCGUGUUCAGCCCACGGGCCGCACUGCCGGCAGCGCUCACGCCGAGCCCCGCAGUGGAGGAAGCGCCGCGCAGCUCCGCAGCCGCCGGGGCGGCCGGGGGACGGGGGGCGGCCGCCGGCACGGCCCUGGGCCGGCGGCAACAGGCAAGAAGCCCCGCCAGCAUCUGCCGGGAGGCGGGCAGUGCCGAGGCGUCGGGUGGCGGCCCACCGCCGGUACAUCUUCCGUAGCGACGGAGAGAAGUACGGCUGUAUAUACGGUAUCUAAAGAGAGGAAUUAUUUUUCGUGAGAAAAGGAGCCUGAUCUAGUGACCUUGUUUUAAUAGCCUUAGCCCCCGAACUUCAACAUUCGUGGUGUACUCUGUACUAAGGUAGCUGAGAAGGUAAAUGUUCAUAUUAAGUCAGUGUCAAGUCACAUAAUAGCUAGCAAAACGUAUGGGAAAUUAAUCGUGCUGUCUGCUUAAUUGAAAUACGAGGUGUUGAUCUUCUAUAGCUAAGUACGCAUCUCCUGCUUACUCUGUGUCUCUGUACUCUAGCAACUGUGUGGUAGGCAAAGCACGCGUCUCUGGCAGCUGCCCGUUCCCAAAGCCGCUCCGCUCCGUUAGUGGCUCGUAACUGCGGCACGGUCAGCAGCCAGAAGGGCAGUUUGGUCUCACUGGGCUGGGUGGGCAGCGAGCGGCCCUGCCGGCCCCUGCCUCGCAGGCAGGCGGAAAGCAGCCUGUGUGCGGCUCGCCUUUUCAGGCGGCCUCCGACCCCUCUCCUCUGUGAGCUGCGCUUUUGAUGUGAACUCCUCCGAGUCUUGUGAACAGCUGAAAUUAGGACAUGAAGCAGUCUUUAGACAUGUUGCUAAAGUGCAGGUGAUAGGCCACCUUCCUUCUCCCUAACGACACCUACCUUUAGCAAAGCAACCUGCGGUGUGUAUUCCCUGGCUUUGACAGUGCUCUGGCCAAAUGCUUUGAAAUGCUGUUGAAUUUACCAGCUACUGACACUUCAGCCAGUAUUUGUUUGUUUAUUUAUUUAUUUACUUAUUUAUUUUUUCUAUGAGUGCUUGUUUCUAAGUGUGAUAGCAGAUGAGGCUAAAAAUAAGGGCAAGAAAAUUGAAUAAAAAAUGUAAAAGAAAGCUCAUGCCCUUCUUGAAUUCAGCAGGGCAAAGAGGGUCAGCUGGUGACUUCUGAAGAACCAAAUUGAUCCAGUCGUAGUCUUUGUUCUAACACUCUCUCUGACAUGAGCAUGCAAAAUAUUUCAAUCUCUCAAUUAGCAUCCUCUAAAGCAAUUAUUUGUAGUUUUAUAUUUUGCUAGAUGUAUCAUGCCCAAAGGCUGCAAGCAAGCGAUAAGUGCUUUACAUUAAAUGUGCUUCACAGAUUUUGUCAUUUUAGUUCCAGAACCUGGACAAGUGAAUUAAUAAAAUAUAACCUAAUGCAGCCAAGAUUUGCUUCCUGACAAAGGAGGCUAAACUCGCAACUCACUAAUAUGCCAAAAAUAAAGCAUGUUAAUUUAA